AUGGCUGGACGAUAUAGGAUUGUUGAAUCUAUCCUUUCCGUUGAUGACAUAACUCAAAGAUGUCACAAUCUGCGAGACAUUAUUAUCAUAACGAGUAACGCGGAUUCAACAAACCAAUUCCUGGCAUCUGUGGGAUUGAUCCACAAUUCGCCGGAAUGCUGUAAGGAGCGGAUGAACCUUGCAACGCGCAGUACAGUAGCUGAUGUGAAAUUGUGGAGGUGUACUGUUUGCAGGCAAUUUCGUAGCAUUAGGCGAGGCUCGUUUUUCUCGGAUUCCCGUCUAACAUUGACUCGUCUCCUAGAGUUGAUGUAUUACUGGGCCAAAAUUGAUUGUAAACAGAGUGUUGUGAUGAAUGAAGUUGGAAUUGGACCAGAAGCAAUUGUCAACUGGUACAAUUCCUUCCGCGAUGUUUGUGCUAUGUGGUGCUUUGACCACCCUGUGCAACUUGGAGAAGAUGUAGAGAUCGACGAAUCCAAGUUCAUGCACAGGAAACAUCAUCGUGGAAGUUAUCAAGAAGGGCAUUGGGUUCUUGGAAUGGUUGAACGGGAAAGUCUGAGAUGUGUCUUAGUUCCUGUGGAAAACAGAAGUUCAGCAAUAUUGUUGCCUAUUAUUACCCGCCAUGUUUUGCCAGGAACUAAGAUUAUCACAGAUUCCCGGAGAGCAUAUAACAGCCUACCAAACCAUUCCACUGUCAACCACAGUAUCACCUUUGUGGAUUCCAACGAUGCCUCAAUCCACACAAACACCGUGGAAGGGAUGUGGAGUAACGUGAAAUCAAAUUAUCGGAGGAUGCAUGGACGUUCGAUAAAUUGUUUUCAACAUACUUCUGUAGAGAACGACCGUGCGAACCAAAGGAGAUGGCGACAAACGGGAGAGGCUCCUUUUAACGCUUCACACGGUCGACAUAAAACAUGCAAUAUAACAUAA
Messenger RNA from Octopus bimaculoides (California two-spot octopus), 927 nucleotides. RefSeq lists its product as uncharacterized. The record is from RefSeq and is a predicted model, not a curated record. Lineage: Eukaryota; Metazoa; Mollusca; Cephalopoda; Octopoda; Octopodidae.